AUGUGGCAGCCCUACAUUCCUCAUUGUGUAUCCAAGCUCUCCCAUUGGCUCCAAACUGUGAGAAACUCCAGCAAGCCCAAGACCCACACAUUCAUAUGGAGAUUUGGGAGUAUAAAUAGAGGAGAUGCAGCCAGUACAAAUCACACUCACUCUACACAGAGAGAUCUACAGCACAGAGACACAGCCAUGGCACCAACCAUCACUUCAGCAAUGACCACCUCAAACGAGCACCUGCCUCUGAACAACAAGCUGAGGAAGCUGAUGGUGGAGAAGAUGCGCAGAGAUCGUAUCAACAGCAGCAUUGAGCAGCUGAAGUCUCUCCUGGCUCCAGAGUUCCUCCACCAGGAACCUGACUCCAAGCUGGAGAAAGCAGACAUCCUGAAGAUGACAGUCAGCUUCCUGAGACGACAGCAGCAGCAGCAGUCUGCAUUCUCCUCCAGCUCAGCAGCUGUCAAUCAAGGCUUCUCCAGAUGUGUCCAUGAGGUUGUCCACUUUCUGUCCAAAGGAGAGGUGAAGACACAGAGCCAGAGAAAACUGCUGAACCACUUCCAGAACCUGCAGCCAUCUUCAGAUGAGAACAGGAGGGAAAGAGUUCUGCCUCAGCUGAGCUCUACAGAGCAGCAGAUCAUCAGCAAAGAGAAGAGUUCAGUUAAGAGCGCCCUCUGGAGGCCCUGGUAAAGAGAAGAUCAAGACUCAAAGCAGAAAACACAAGUCUAUGUGGACUUUAUUUAUUUUUAUUUCAACUUCUGUGUGAACAGGAUUAUAUUGUUAACACUUAACGUUAUUAUUGUCUUAUGAUAAUAUACUUCUACCUUUCUACUUCAAGAAAGAUUCUUAAUGAAGAUGCUGGUAGAAUCCAGUUCGAAGCAGCAUCAAGAUCUGCAGUCUUGACAAUGCAUGUUUAUGUUAGACAUAAAUAAUAUUGAUGAAUUGUUUUCAAUUCAUGAAAUGUCCUUUCCAGUGCUAUUUCCGUUUUAGGAAAAAUAUUGUUCUAUAUUGAACUAACUUCUGUAUUAUCUUUUUGAUUUUACAACAUUCUGAUUGUAUUCGAUCAGAUUUGAUCACAUUUUUGGGAAUUGGUCGAGAUUUAUACUGGAAAAUACAGUACUAUGUACAUUGUAUGUUUAUAUAGUAAACAAGAAAAUAUAUAAGCAUUAAAUGGCUUCUAUGAAGGUAAUCACAUUCUGAUUAAUACAGAAUUAUCAAGCUAAAGAAAUUUCAUUUCUAUGAAAUGUAAUUUUAGUGUUGGUUUAUCACGAUAAUAUCAUGAUCUAAAUUAAGAUUUUUUUUAACCUUAAUUAAGGUUUAUUUUGUACCUAUUGUAUGGUACUCUUAUGAAUGAAACCUAAACUUUGUCACUGACAGUAUCUGUUGAGACAUUUUAUGUUUUAUUGCUAUUUCUAUUUACUCUUGAGAAAUAUUAUCUUUAUAAUUAACAGAUUUUAGCUGUUGGAAAUGGUUCCUGUGUCUUUUGUAAAGACAGGUUGUUUAAACUCUGCUCUAUUAUGAGUGCCAUGUGUCUUGAAGAACUCUUCAAGCGAAAGUUGUGAUAUGUUAUCACAUGUUUUCUUAACUAUGAGAAAAUCAUUCAUAUAUACUGAAAUAAUAAAGCAAUUACAUUUAAGUUA
Molecule: messenger RNA, 1628 nt
Organism: Pangasianodon hypophthalmus (striped catfish)
Lineage: Eukaryota; Metazoa; Chordata; Actinopteri; Siluriformes; Pangasiidae
Product: transcription factor HES-5-like
Exons: 2
Coding region: 1-678 (225 amino acids)
Biological process (GO): regulation of transcription by RNA polymerase II; anterior/posterior pattern specification; regulation of neurogenesis
Cellular component (GO): nucleus
Molecular function (GO): protein dimerization activity; DNA-binding transcription factor activity, RNA polymerase II-specific; RNA polymerase II cis-regulatory region sequence-specific DNA binding
Source: RefSeq, a predicted model, not a curated record